GUCUGGCGCCAUGUGCUAGGUCACUCUGAAUUGGAGGCCACACCCUGGGCCAUCGGACAAGCCCCUCCUCACUUCAGGGGUCACCCGCCCCACUGCCCACUGCCCUGCCAUGGCUGGGGACCGACUCCCGAGGAAGGUGAUGGAUGCCAAGAAGCUGGCCAGCCUGCUGCGGGGCGGGCCCCGGGGGCCACUGGUCAUCGACAGCCGCUCCUUCGUGGAGUACAACAGCUGGCACGUGCUCAGCUCUGUCAACAUCUGUUGCUCCAAGCUGGUGAAGCGGCGGCUGCAGCAGGGCAAGGUGACCAUCGCUGAGCUCAUCCAGCCGGCCGUGCGCAGCCAGGUGGAGGCCACGGAACCGCAGGACGUGGUGGUCUAUGACCAGAGCACCCGGGACGCCAGCGUGCUGGCUGCCGACAGCUUCCUCUCCAUCCUGCUCAGCAAGCUGGAUGGUUGCUUUGACAGUGUGGCCAUCCUCACAGGGGGCUUCGCCACCUUCUCCUCCUGCUUCCCUGGCCUCUGUGAGGGCAAGCCCGUGGCCCUGCUGCCCAUGAGCCUGUCCCAGCCCUGCCUGCCUGUUCCCAGUGUGGGCCUGACCCGCAUCCUGCCUCAUCUCUACCUGGGCUCUCAGAAGGAUGUCCUGAACAAGGAUCUGAUGACCCAAAAUGGAAUAAGCUACGUGCUCAAUGCCAGCAGCUCCUGCCCCAAGCCGGACUUCAUCUGCGAGAGCCGCUUCAUGCGCAUCCCCAUCAAUGACAACUACUGUGAAAAGCUGCUGCCCUGGCUGGACAAGUCCAUCGAGUUCAUCGAUAAAGCCAAACUGUCCAGCUGCCAAGUCAUUGUCCACUGUCUGGCCGGCAUCUCCCGCUCUGCCACCAUUGCCAUUGCCUACAUCAUGAAGACCAUGGGCAUGUCCUCGGACGACGCCUACAGGUUCGUGAAGGACCGGCGCCCGUCCAUCUCGCCCAACUUCAACUUCCUGGGCCAGCUGCUGGAGUACGAGCGCAGCCUGAAGCUGCUGGCCGCGCUGCAGGGCGACGGCUGCCAGCAUUGCUCGCUGGUGGCUCUGUCCUGGGGCAUGGGGGGCCUUUCGGCCUCGCUCGCGGGGCACUGGUCACCCCAAACUGUCAGCGCAGCCCAGCUGCUGCGGGGUGUCGUGGGCCACAGACCCGGAGGCCCUCACGCCAAGAGCUCUGGGCACUUGAUGAGCCUUGGACGGGCCCAGACUAGGCACCGGAAGGACCGAGCGCCCACAGGGGGCCCAGAGGUGGAAGAGCGAACCCCAGGACCCCUGCCUGAGCCUCCCAGCCCCACCAGCAGCGACCUGGCCGUCUCUGCUGCCCGCGCCCCGGCUGCGGCGGGCCGAGGCCCCAGCGGAGGAAUCGCCGCGGCCGCGCUGCCCGUGGGGCGGCGGGCGCGGUCCCCCGGCACAGGCGAGGCCACCGGGCUGGGCGGUGACAUCCUGCACCCCCGGUGCAAGGGUGUCCAGAGCCUCGGUGGUUGGCACGGGAGAGGCCGGCGUCUGCCCUUCCCCGGAAGCGCCCCCGUGACGCUCCUGCCCCGGGGGUCUCCCCUUCAGCCGGCACCGGGCUCCGAGGGCCGGAGGCUGGGGUGCGGCGGGGCCGCGGAGCAGGACGUGGCCUGCGGGUUCGGCUCUCCAGACCCACUGCCCGGAGCCCACCCCUUCGCCGGCCUGCAGCCUCGACCGUGCCCACAGCCUGCACCUGCUCUAGCUCAGGAGCUGCUGGUUGGCAUGGCAGGCCCAGGGGUCCCUCAAAAGCUGGGCAGAAGGAAGGUGCCAGGUGAAAAAGCUCAGGAGCUGCUGGUUGGCAUGGCAGGCCCAGGGGUCCCUCGAAAGCUGGGCAGAAGGAAGGUGCCAGGUGAAAAAGAUGUGGUGUCCUUCCUGCAGCAGGUCAACAGUUAUUAUCCAGCUGUUGAUCAGGUAACCCCUGUCCUGAUAAACAGAGAACACCGGAAGCAGUGUGCUUUCAUCCGGAGGGAUCAGCGGCACUGCAAAGCCAUCAAGUGCGGUGUGCCCAGCAGCUCGCUGUCAUCAAGGGGAAAGGCUCAGGGCGCGCGCUGGCUUUCUGCGCUCAUCCGGAGGGACUGCGUUGGCGGCAACCUGGCCUCCUGUGAGCUGGACCUCUUCCUCGGCUGGCGGCUCCAGGUUCCUGACGGCGUUUGUGCCUGCUGUGUGCGGGGGCUGGGGCCGAAGCCGCAGACAGGCCCUGCUGCGGCAGGCAGCUGGCGGGCAGGCGCCUUCUGGUGUCGUGCCCUGUACUCGCUCACCAAGGCUGCUUCACCGGGUCCUGGAAAAGCGGCCUGCGCUGGGGGCUGCCUGCCAGACCUCGUUACCAAGAGCUAG
Galeopterus variegatus (Sunda flying lemur) is the source of this 2362-nucleotide messenger RNA. It is a transcript of the gene DUSP8, whose product is annotated as dual specificity phosphatase 8. Gene Ontology annotation, biological process: protein dephosphorylation; negative regulation of MAPK cascade. Lineage: Eukaryota; Metazoa; Chordata; Mammalia; Dermoptera; Cynocephalidae. Gene Ontology annotation, cellular component: cytoplasm. Bases 110 to 2362 code for a protein of 750 amino acids. The record is from RefSeq and is a predicted model, not a curated record. The transcript is spliced from 19 exons. Gene Ontology annotation, molecular function: MAP kinase tyrosine/serine/threonine phosphatase activity; protein tyrosine/threonine phosphatase activity.